GAUGAUUAAUAUCGUUAUUAAAUAGCCCACAAAAUCCAAAAUUGUAACCCUUGCUCGCCCACCUUACCCUGCCAAUUUUGACUCCUCAAUUUCUCAAUAAGGGUUCAAAAAUCUAUCCCAAGCUCCUUCUCCUUUGAUCGAUAAUGGAAAACAGCAACGAUAACAUCAACACCGCCUGCACCACCACCACCACCACCACCAACACCACCAACACCACCAACAGCAUUGUAUCGGUUGAGAAUUUGAAUAAUGUAGCUAAUUGGGUCAGCGCCACCGUGAUCUCCGCCUUCUUUUCUUCCCUUGAACGCUUCUCUUGCGUCAAUGUUUCCACCACAGAUCCUGAUGAUGAUGAUGAUGAUCGCCCUCUCGCUCUCCCUACUAAUCCUCACCUCCAACAUGACGACGUAGCUAAUCUCCCUGUUUGAUCAUCGGAUCGGUAUCUUCUUCAGUACCGCGUUAAGAAAAUAAAUAAAUCAAGAUUUGAUUUUUAUUGCCGGGCCUUUCUUUUGUUAGGGUUUCAUGAAAACGUAAAAUUGUGAUCAAUUAAUUAAUUACUACUGUGUUCAUUGAUUGAGUGAUCUCUUUUUCUUUGUUAAUUGAAAAUAACUUUGUAGACCUUUGUUUUAUUAUAGCCAAAUGUUGAUAAUAUUAAAAUA
This is a messenger RNA of Populus nigra (black poplar), 656 nucleotides long. RefSeq lists its product as uncharacterized. Bases 144 to 425 code for a protein of 93 amino acids. The record is from RefSeq and is a predicted model, not a curated record. The transcript has a single exon. Lineage: Eukaryota; Viridiplantae; Streptophyta; Magnoliopsida; Malpighiales; Salicaceae.